Molecule: messenger RNA, 2832 nt
Organism: Talaromyces marneffei
Lineage: Eukaryota; Fungi; Ascomycota; Eurotiomycetes; Eurotiales; Trichocomaceae
Exons: 11
Coding region: 1-2832 (943 amino acids)
Molecular function (GO): protein binding; RNA binding
Source: RefSeq, a predicted model, not a curated record
AUGCUUAGCCAGCACCUAUCCUAUCAACCUGACACAUGGGCACUGGCUUGGAAACCAGAAACAGAACCUCAUUAUCGAAGACACGAUCUUCAACCGGCAAUCUACAUUAAGGAUACGCCCGUCCUCAUGGCAUCGACGAAGGGGGAUCCCGCUAGGGACCCAAAACCGUUUGUCAAUCCUUACAAAAAUCUGGAUUUGCCACCUGAAGCCUUUACCUUUGGUAAACAGUACCUUGAAGGCAGUACCAGCGUGCCCCGUCCGGGAUUCAAUACCACUGGUCGCGAGGUUAUGCUAAUCCUCAACGCUUAUCCUAUUACCGGGUUUCCCACUCAGAACGUAUAUCAGUAUGAUGUGACCAUCUUGAAGAUCGGCAAGGAGCAUGAACAGCCUCCACCCCGCUCGCGAAAGUUUGCUUGGGAUACCACCGCUAGAAAGAACACCUGGAAGGAUAUGAUUUACGAUGGCAACAAGCUUGCCUGGUCCUCCAACAGCUAUGACGAGAUGAAGUCGGUAGAAGUCAAUCUUAACAACAAGAUUGACAAUGACAAGCCGCCUGCUUAUCGCAUUAUCGUUCGGAAGGCGAAGGCCAUCAACCUCCAAGUCCUUCAAAGCUGGCUACAAAAGAAGGCUUCUUUCAACGAGCGAGUUCUUGAAGCGCUUAAUUUCAUGGAUCACCUUUUGCGUGAAUCCCCUUCCACCAAGUACACCCCGGUUAAACGGUCAUUCUUUGAUCCCAUGGAAGAGGGCCACAACUUCGACAGCACUCUUGAUCUUCGAAAGGGUUUCUAUCAAGCCAUUAGACCUGCUUUUGGUGGAAAACUUGUUGUUAACGUCGAUAGCGUUCUUUGCGCAUUUUGGCGGCAGGUGACGCUUGUCAGUCUCGCAGACGGCUUCCUUCGAAAUUUUGACUGGAAGAAAACUGCUCAGGCCCUGAAGCCGAAGAACGUAAAUCCUCAAAACCCCUUUGCCGGAUACGUAUACAGCAAGGCUCACACUCAUAUCUGGAAUAAACUGCGCCAUCUGGAGGUCAAACCAGUCUUCAAAGGCUGUACUACCGACCGCAAAUUGCGCAUUCACCAGAUUCUUACUAAGAAUGCAUACGAAUGGACAUUCCUGUGGACAGAUCCCGCUACGGGAAAAGAACAAGACAUUUCAAUUUUCGAUUACUUCAAGCGCAAAUAUAACUUGACACUUUACUGCCCAGAAUUGCCUGUGGUCGAGAUGACGACUCAACCCCGCAGAACUUUUUACCCUAUGGAGUGCCUCCAAGUCGUUGGGCUACAGCGGUACAAUCACAAGCUGAGCGAAAAGCAAACCGCCGAGAUGAUUAAACAUGCGGUUCGUCGUCCUCAAUUUCGAUUCAGCGAUAUCGAAACCGCCAAGGCGAAGCUCGAUCAUUCCACAGACCCUAUGCUCAAACGUUUCGGUAUGAAGAUCUCAGACCAAGCAAUUUUAACCAAGGGUCGUCUUCUCCCUGCACCAGAGAUCCAGUUUGCGAAUGCCAAACAUAAUCCGCAAACUCAAGGUCGUUGGGACUUGCGUGGCAAGAAGUUCCUUGAGACCAACAAAAUCCCUGUGAAAUCUUGGGGUGUUGGUAUCUUCAAGCAAGGCCGAAAUGGUAUGACUUUGCAACAAGCAGAGGAAUUUCUUCGAUUGUUUUCCAAGCAGUACGAAGGUCACGGUGGCUCUAUCGUUGGUCGGCCAGUCAUCCUCGAACUCACUGGUGAUACUGCUGAGGGCGUUCAUCGCCUUUGGGUGACCACUGGCAACCACUUCAAACAACGCCCACAGCUACUCCUUUUUAUUGUACCCAAUAAAGAUACUCUUGUCUAUCACCGAAUCAAGAAGUCCUGUGACUGUCGAUUUGGAGUUGCUUCUCAGGUCUUGCAGCGAGCUCAUGUGGAGCGCAAACAACCUCAGUAUAUAUCCAAUGUGGCCAUGAAAGUCAACGCUAAGCUGGGCGGUGUGACUUGCAAGGUCGCUCCCCGUCAAGACUCACUCAAUCGUGCGGGUUGCAUGAUCAUCGGUGCGGAUGUAUCCCAUGCAGCACCUGGCAGUACUGCUGCGUCGUUGACUGCCAUAUCUGUGUCUGCCGAUCAGAACUGCGUCAAAUACAUGGGUAGUUGCCAAACUGGUUAUAGCCGAGUGGAGAUGAUUGAUGAGGAUAACAUGAAGAAUAUGCUCACCCCCUUGGUCGAUGAAUGGACCAAGAGAGUCGGAAAUGGGCGUCGUCCUCAGUGCGUCUACUACUUUCGAGACGGCGUUUCAACUGGGCAGUUCGCGCAGGUGCUUGAGAAGGAAGUUCCUAUCAUCAAAGAUGUUAUUUGCCGUGGUAGCGGUGAAAAGACAGUUCCAAAAAUCACUGUGGUUAUUGCCAACAAGCGUCACCACAUACGGGCAGCUCCACGAGCAAACGACAAGGCUGCAUCAGACAAGAACGGAAAUGCGCUCCCCGGUACCCUGAUUGAACGCGAUGUCACCAGCCCACAUGACUGGGACUUCCUCUUGAUUUCGCAUGUGGCUCUGCAAGGAACGGCGAAGCCUGUUCAUUAUCACGUUAUUCGCGAUGAAAUGAAGCACCAACCGGCGCAACUUCAGAACAUGAUUAACAAUCAUUGUUAUCAAUAUGUUCGAUCUACGACCUCGGUGUCUCUAUUUCCAGCAGUUUACUACGCGCACCUGAUCUCAAAUCGCGGAAAGUGUCAGAGCCAGGACGAGUUCUUUGAAAGCUCGGAGGAGUCUGAUUCUCCUAUCAACCAAUCUGCUGCCCCAAAGAAAUUGCUUCUCAUGAAGAAAGACAGUGGUAACCAUCUGGAUAUGUGGUUCGUUUAG